Messenger RNA from Lingula anatina, 2719 nucleotides. Its product is annotated as protein Mo25-like. Lineage: Eukaryota; Metazoa; Brachiopoda; Lingulata; Lingulida; Lingulidae. The record is from RefSeq and is a predicted model, not a curated record. Gene Ontology annotation, biological process: intracellular signal transduction. Gene Ontology annotation, molecular function: protein serine/threonine kinase activator activity.
CGCAAAGUCGCCGUGACGUCACCACAGCCAAGUCAAGGAAGGGGAUUCUUUUCUACAUACUGAAAGUAAUCACAUCCACAUUGGAAGUGGUCCAGGAGUCUGUCACUGUUGACCAAGUAGACAACAGACGAGAGGUGGUCAUCUAUUGCUGACCUCUGUGUGGGCACUGGUCAUUCACAAGGCAGUAAAGAGGGGAAAAAGAACCAGAGUUUUAACCAUCUUCCACCACCUGCAGACUCCGCCAUUUCAAAUCCAGUUCCCAGUCAGAAAAAUAUUGCUAAGAAAGAUUUACCUCAGUCAUAAGCUCACUUAGAGAGGAUAGAAGUUUGUGGCAGGGAAAGAGAGAAAGAAAAAAAGAAGAAAUCAACUCUGCAAGCAGACAGAUCUCUGAACCAGGAAGUCUAGCAGCCAGUGUCGAGUUUCUUCUGGGAGAAUGCAGCAGUUUUAGAAUCAAAAGAAAGCUUUCCUCAAAGUCUCUGGCAAUCUUUUCUCCCUUUCUCUUGCUUUCUCCGAAGUGACCCAGUGAAACCAUUUUGCUAGGACUGAAGGGAAACAAACUAAAGAUGCCACUGUUUGGGAAAUCACAGAAAACACCGCAGGAGAUGGUGAAGAAUUUAAAGGAGGCUAUUUCACAGAUUAGUAGGGAGGAUAAGAAAGGAGAGAAGGCUUCAGACGAUGUAUCAAAGAAUCUAGUGUUAAUGAAGACGCUGCUGUAUGGAGCAGGUGACCAGGAGCCUCAGUCUGAGCAAGUGGCGCAACUGGCGCAGGAAAUCUACAACAGCAAGCUGCUGCUACUUCUGAUACAGAGUCUACAUAGGAUUGAUUUUGAGGGCAAGAAAGAUGUAGCUCAGAUCUUCAACAACGUUCUACGCCGCCAGAUCGCCACUCGCUCGCCAACUGUGGAGCACAUUUGUACCCAGCCAGAGAUUCUCUUCACGCUCAUGAAAGGCUAUGAGCAGCAGGAGAUAGCGCUGAACUGUGGUAUGAUGCUGAGAGAAUGUUGUCGUUACGAGGCCCUCGCCAAGAUCAUGCUGUACUCUGAGGAGUUCUACAACUUUUUCCGCUACGUUGAAGUCUCUACGUUUGACAUCGCUUCGGAUGCCUUUUCUACAUUUAAGGAGCUGUUGACCAGGCACAAGAUUCUGUGUGCGGAGUUCCUGGAGGCCAACUAUGGCCGUGUAUUUGACCAGUACCAGGCCUUACUGAACUCUGAGAAUUAUGUCACCAGGAGACAGGCGCUCAAGCUGCUUGGUGAGCUCCUGUUGGACCGACAUAAUUUCACCACCAUGACACGCUACAUCAGCAACCCAGACAACCUCAAGCUCAUGAUGAACAUGCUGCGAGAGAAGAGCAGGAACAUCCAGUUUGAGGCUUUUCAUGUUUUCAAGGUUUUUGUGGCCAAUCCAAACAAGCCAAAGCCAAUUCUGGAUAUCCUGCUCAGAAACAAGGAAAAAUUAGUGGACUUUCUAACAAAGUUUCAUACUGACCGCUCGGAAGAUGAACAAUUCAAUGAUGAAAAGGCUUAUCUUAUAAAACAAAUCAAAGAACUCAAAGCUCCUGACGAGCACUAAUAUUUAGCAAGGAAUAGCUGUUAAACUAUGUUACUACAUUUUUUAUUUUAAUCGUACUAAUUAUACAAUUAUCUUAGACUAUUCUUAUAGACAUGAAACUAGUAGAACAGUCAGUAGGAUGUUGAUCUGUUUUUGUCAGAUUUUUUUUCGACAGCUUGUGUCUAACAGAAAAGUAGGGGGGGGGGCAGCGAGUUUGCUAUGCAGUACGUUUUUGUCAGUUAACUCUGCAGCUUUCAUUCUCAAAUGGACAAGAUUAUUAAAAAUAAGCAUUCAUGAACCGUUUUGUUGUAUUCGAGAGUUGCAUUGCUUUUUGAACAUUCAUGAAGACCAGAGUUACAGCAAAGAAUUUUCUAGUGAAGAAGAGGAUUGAAAUGGAGAAAGGAAUAUACUGGGUAGACUGGGCAGUUGUAUGGUGGAAUUUACAUUAGGUCUCUACUGUUAUCUGUUUGCAAAGAAUUUGCUAGUUUUCUUGGAGGAUAUUUGGCUUUACUUAUAAUACGUCUACUUCUGUGAGCCUUUAUCUCAAAACAGGAACACGAAUCAGUUUUAUAAAUGGACUUGAACUGAGGAUUUCUCUUAACUCUAUGACUGAAAAAAGUAUUUUAAAUAAGAUAGAUGAGCUGUAGUCCACUUGGGUUUGACUUUUGGGCCUAUUUUACAGAAAAAAAAGAAACAAAUAAUGUUUUAUACUGAUUAUCGCUCUUCUUCAAUGGACUUCUGUAAAUAGAACUUGGAUUGAGGGGGAGAGGCAGAACAAAUGUUUUGGACUUUCACUUCAGACCAACUUGGAAUUGUUCUCUUAUGAAGCAGGGGUCACUGCAAUGGACUUAAUUGCAGGAUUCUGCACAAAGGUUUCUCAGUUAACAGAUCUAACAGAGAGAAUAAAAAUUUGACUUUGGCAAGGAGGGAAAAUACUUCUGAUUAUUACUCUGAUUAAUUCAACUUAAUCUGAAAAAAGUUAUAAUUCCUCAAACAGUGUUUCAACAUCAGUAUGUGAAAAAAUGCUGCAGCCUAAAGAAAUGAUAUUUUGAGUAACAUAUUGGUACAUGUAUUUCACCAGUAUAUUGUGAGUAUUAAAUGGAUUACCACUGAAAUAAUGAAAAGAUAAUGAUAAGAGAGGAAUUUGAAAUAAAUGAGUAGUUACUUUA